This is a messenger RNA of Tetrapisispora phaffii CBS 4417, 1656 nucleotides long. RefSeq names its product M20 family metallopeptidase. The record is from RefSeq and is a predicted model, not a curated record. The coding region runs from base 1 to 1656 and encodes 551 amino acids. Lineage: Eukaryota; Fungi; Ascomycota; Saccharomycetes; Saccharomycetales; Saccharomycetaceae. Gene Ontology annotation, molecular function: metallocarboxypeptidase activity. The transcript has a single exon. Gene Ontology annotation, cellular component: fungal-type vacuole lumen.
AUGAAGGUUAAUAACAUUGUACCCACACUAUUUUCUGCAGCUGCUUUGACUUCUCUUGGUCAAGCUGCAAGCUCAAAUACUACUAUACCGGAUUGUGGUGGUUAUACAAAGUUGUAUGGUAAUGAUUCAUCUAUCGUCUCUAGCAUUAUCUUUAACGAGACAUUCAGAAAUGAGACUAAGAACAAGUUGGUAAAUGCAGUUAAAAUCCCAACCAUAACCGAGGCUGACUUCCCGGAUCCUGCUGAUGAGCCUGAUUUCGAAGGUUGGCAGGUUUUUAAGAAAUUCCAUCAACAGUUGGAAAAAGAUUUCCCAAAAGUUUGGUCAAACUUGAACGUUGAAACUGUCAACGAAUUCUCGCUAAUUAUUACUUGGAAUGGUACAGAUGAGUCUUUAAAGCCGAACGUUUUCUCCGCUCAUCAAGAUGUUGUCCCAAUUGAUAACUACACAUUGGCUGCCUGGGAACAUGAACCUUUCUCCGGAUAUUGGGAUGGUACCUACGUAUGGGGUCGUGGUUCCUUUGAUGAUAAAAAUAUGUUGAUCAGUAUGCUACAAAGUAUGGAAUAUAUCUUGGAAAACGAACCAGAAUUCAACCCGAACAGAACCGUCAUCUUAGUUAGUGGUUGUGACGAAGAAAUUUCAGGCUAUUACGGUGCUGCCUACAUAAAUAAAGUAUUAUUAGAAAGAUAUGGUGAAAAUGGUAUUUAUUCCAUUAUCGAUGAAGGUGGUAACGCUAUUACAAAUUUGACUGGUGUCUGGGUUGCUGCUCCAGGUGUUUCUGAAAAAGGUCUAAUGAAUCUUGAAAUUUCAAUAAACGGUACCGGUGGUCAUGCUUCUACUCCUCCAGAUCAUACAAACAUCGGUAUUGCUGCACAAUUGAUUACUACUAUUGAAGAUAAUAAAUUUCCAGUGCAAUACACAAACGAAAAUCCUAUCAGUCAAUUCUUCACAUGUAUUAUCGAUAAAUCACCUCUGAUUCCAAAGACUAUCAAGCAAACUUUUGCUAACGCUUUUACUAAUGAUACUGCUAACGAGGCUGCUAUAUCUUUCAUUCAAUCUUUUGGUGGUGAAUAUGGUGAAUAUUUCAUCAGAGGUUCUCAAGCCGUUGAUGUAAUUGAUGCUGGUAACGGUGACAAUCAAUUACCAACUUUCACUUCUUUAACCAUCAACUCCAGGAUCGCUCCUGAAUCUAAUUCCAUGGAACAAAUCAUCAAAUUUGGUGCCAAUGCUGCUUCUGUUGCUUUAAAGAAUGGUUUAGGAUUGGUUAUUCAAAAUAAUACCCGAAUUCCAUGCACAAGAAAAGGUUGUAUUGUUGUUGAUGUUACCUCUAUUUUUGAACCAUCUCCGGUCUCUCCAACAAAUGAUGUAUGGGAUCAAUUAGCUGGUACCAUUAGAGGUUAUUUUGAAGAUGUUGUUUUCCCACAUGUAUUCGGUGAAGACAAGAAUACUACAUUAUACGUUGCACCAUCUCUUAUGACAGCGAACUCUGAUUCUAAACAUUACUGGAAUUUGACAGAAAAUAUCUACCGUUACCAACCAGGUUUUGCGAACUUCAACUUAACUGGUUUACUUCACGCUGCCGAUGAACAUAUUGACUUAGACACUGUUAUGCAUGCUGUCGGUUUCUUUUAUGAAUACAUUCAUAUUCUAAGUCAAUAG